GGGAAACUGGAAAUGUGAAGCUUUUCAACAGACACAGCCACGGCUUAAAGAGUGGGGAUUGCCUAAGAUAGAUUCUUCUAGAGACAAACCUGUAGCCACUGCAAUCAUUUCAAAUCAACAGGGGAAAUGUACGGACAUACGUGGGUCUCAGUCAGGGCUGAGAUUUUCUCUGUUUGACCCAAAUCUGAGGCUGAGUUAUGGGGAGACUACGGUUUGACUUGGACUGCUGAGGUACUUGUGCCACUUGAAAGCAGAGACAGAAUGGGAAGUCUAAAGAAUGAGAUGAGCGGUCUCAGAGAGGACCAGCAGACAAAGUCCGAAGAUGGAGAACAUCCAGGGGGCUCAAACGACAGCGCCGUGCCUGAGGGACCUCAGACAAACACAUGUCAAGAGUCAACAACUCAAGACGACCAUCAACCAAAACUGCAAAUGAAUGCCAGCCACACUGAAGAGGGAGGGAAGAGCCCAACAUCCAAAGAUCAAGUGCUACCAGGCGAGGCAAGUGACAACUCAGAUUCUAUCCAAGUUAAAGACUUAACACAGACUGCGACACAACAGCCUGAAGCUACACAUAACAACAUGGCAAUCAGUACUAAGUUCUUGAAUAAUGGUGCUGGAUGUGCUGAAAUUCAGGACAAAGAAAAAGAGAAGGAAAUGGAGAGCGUCUUGGUGCCUGUGUCAACAACUGCAGACCCUUCCAACCCCCUUUCUCCUGACCCCCGUUCACCUGCUCCUUUUGGGCAGCACCACAUGCGCACACAGGUGAGCCUGGAGGUGGUUCAGUGUCGCUCUGCAGCCACCAGCCCUAUGACUCCUCCUGAGGGCGGCCACUCCUUCUUCUUUCCAAGCUCUUUUGGGGGAUCUGGAUCAUCUAAAGAUGCCGAGCUACAGGUGGGACAGCAGGUGGAGUUCUGUUCGGUUGCCACCUCCCCGAUGACUCCAAAGACACCAUCGACCACUGCUUUCCCAGUGCUGGUUGGUAGGGAUAUGUUACAGAGACAGGGACAAGUGAAAGGGUGUGAGGAGCGGAGGGAGAGUGGCCUACAAGAAACAAGACGUCAGACAGAAGCUGAGUCAGAGAAAACUGGAGACAUGAAAUGUACCACAUCAAAGGAGCUCACUGAAGGCUCCAGCUCAAGUGCAGCUCAAGUGAGCGGCACAGCUGCUGGGUUAACAGAGUCGCAAGUAACUCGGGAGGGUCAGCAGCGGAGGAUGGGAAGUAUGGAUCAGGACAUUACAAUCCUGGUGACCCAUUAUGAUAACAAUGAUGAAGGCGGUGAAGAGAAGUCAGAGCUGUCUCUUUAUUCCAUCGAGCCAGAGAUGGUCAAGAUCGAUGAAUAUGAAGAACCCAGUGAAAAUAAGACUGAUGAGAUGAGAUGGGAUGGAAAGACAAAGAUAUCCACGGAAACAGUCCAUCUCGAUCAGGCACAGGAUACAAAUCCUCUCCAAAAAGAAACUGCAGAAUCGUCAGUUCCUGCCAGCGGACGACCAAUCACCAAAAUACAAUCUGACAAUUCAAAAGGCAGAGAAAACAGACUUGUCUCUGAAGAGUCAAAUAAUAUAUCCAUAACAAAACACUCUGUCCCUGAAUCUCCAGCUCCCUUCGGCUGCCACAACAUGCGCACACAGGUGAGCCUGGAGGUGGUGCAGUGUCAGUCUGCAGCUACCAGCCCCAUGACUCCACCUGAGGGAGACCAUGCCUUCUACUUCCCAAGUUCCUUUGGGAAAUGUGAUGCUGUGGGAGCACAAACUAAAGAUGCUGAGCUGCAGGUGGGUCAACAGGUGGAGUUUCGUUCUGUCGCUACAGCGCCCAUGACCCCAAGAACGCCCAUCACCACAACCUUUCCUGAGAUUAGGAAGGAGGCUAGCAUAGAGGAGAAGAUAGUGGAGGAAAAGUCUGAAACCGAGCAGGGUAAGAAACACAAAGAAGACGUAGUUGAAGAGGAGAAGAAGAAAAAAGGCGAAGCAUCCAAAGAGAACAAAAUAGAAACAAUAAACUGUAAGGAGAAAGGUGAGGAGAAAGGUGAGGAGCCAGUGCAGGAGGUGAGCUGGGACGACAAAGGGAUGACCUGGGAGGUGUACGGGGCGGUGGUGGAGGUAUCUGUGCUGGGAACAGCCAUCCAGAAACACCUGGAGAAACAGGUGAAGAAGCAGAAGAUCCAGCCCUCACUGCCACCCCCUCCUCCUCUCAACCCCUUGGCCACGCCUCUCACCUCCGAGGUCACCCAGGGGUGUUCGGGGUCGGGUAAAGGCCGGGCCGGGAAGAGAAGUGAACGGGACGGGAAGGUGAGCAGACGCAGGAGAAACCCCUUCCGUCUGCUGAUGGAGAACGUGCAGCAGCCACACUGCUGCUCCAAAGCUCACACCACCGAGUGACACAC
Molecule: messenger RNA, 2381 nt
Organism: Solea solea (common sole)
Lineage: Eukaryota; Metazoa; Chordata; Actinopteri; Pleuronectiformes; Soleidae
Gene: gprin1
Product: G protein-regulated inducer of neurite outgrowth 1
Exons: 2
Coding region: 262-2376 (704 amino acids)
Biological process (GO): neuron projection development
Cellular component (GO): plasma membrane
Source: RefSeq, a predicted model, not a curated record